CCAGGAUCUUUAUGCCAAGUUGAAUAGAAUGGCUAGUAUAGCAGCAGAUAUGUUUGUAGGCCGGGAGAGAUUUGCCACACUGUUGUUAAUGAGGCUCACAGAGACUGUCAUUUUAUGGCUUUCAGAAGAUCAAACAUUUUGGGAUGACAUCGAGGAAGGACCUAGGCCAUUGGGUGAUCUUGGUCUACAACAGUUCUAUCUGGACAUGAAAUUUGUCAUGUGUUUCGCCUCGCAAGGCCGCUACUUGUCCAGGAACUUGCACCGUGUAGUGAAUGAUAUUAUAAAUAAAGCAAUUGCAGCAUUUUCUUCAACAGGCAUGGAUCCAUAUAGUGUACUUCCAGAAGAUGACUGGUUCAAUGAAGUUUGUCAACACGCUAUAGAGAAGCUGAGUGGUCAACCGAAGAACAACAACGGAGAGCACGACCUCAACAGUCCAACCGCUUCUGUUUCAGCUCAAUCUAUCUCAUCAAUGAGAUCUCAUGGAAGUUCCUGA
Salvia hispanica is the source of this 493-nucleotide messenger RNA. Lineage: Eukaryota; Viridiplantae; Streptophyta; Magnoliopsida; Lamiales; Lamiaceae. The record is from RefSeq and is a predicted model, not a curated record.